Electrophorus electricus (electric eel) is the source of this 3008-nucleotide messenger RNA. RefSeq names its product cyclin dependent kinase 16 (gene cdk16). Lineage: Eukaryota; Metazoa; Chordata; Actinopteri; Gymnotiformes; Gymnotidae. The record is from RefSeq and is a predicted model, not a curated record. Gene Ontology annotation, cellular component: cytoplasm; synaptic vesicle; nucleus. Gene Ontology annotation, biological process: protein phosphorylation; neuron projection development; exocytosis. Gene Ontology annotation, molecular function: cyclin-dependent protein serine/threonine kinase activity; ATP binding.
CAAAGAUAAAAGAUGAAACCAUAAGUUAUCUGCAAAAUGCAAACGUAUCGUAUUAAUACUAAUAUUUGCUAAGACGUAGUCACUUUCAUCUGCACCUCUCUAAUCAGGAGUGAGUGACUCCGGAUCUAUUCACAGCUACGCCGCUGGUCCCUUCCACUCCGGAUUUAGCCAAGAGAAGAACAGCUGCGGUAACGUUUUAACAGUUUUGGAGAAGGCGAGUGGGACAUGCUGUCGGCGGGAAGAGAGUCGGCGCACCGCCGAAGCCAGUAGAGCCAUGGCCGAGGACUACUGGGAACACACGGUGGCUUUGGGAUAUCGCUAAGAUCACAAGGGCACACGGGAUCCCGCGCCCUCCGGGCGAACGAACAGUGGCUGCGCCUCCACCCCCCUCGUCCCGUGCCCCUCGUCCGCCGCUGAUGGACCGCAUGAAGAAGAUCAAGCGGCAGCUGUCGUUGACGCUGCGGGGGAACAGCAGCGAGGACAAGCGCCUGAACGACACCAUGGGCUCUCAGGACGCAGGCGCGCACAGUGACUCGGAGGCUAUGCCAGGUGGGGGUAGUGCCACACUGCGGGGUUCAGUGAGAGGAGCAGGCGGCUCCUUCAGCAUGCACUCACUCCUACAGAACUACAGCAGCGCCAUGCGCCGACCUCGCAGUCUGGGCCGCAGCCUCAGCUCCUAUCUCAACCAUACCGCACGCCUGGAGAUAGUCCACGAAGACGUAAAGAUGGGCUCGGAUGGAGAGAGCGACCAGGCAUCAGCCACUUCCUCCGACGAGGUGCACAGCCCCGUGCGUCUCCGACUCAGGAACAACCCUGGGCGCAAAAUUUCCACUGAGGACAUAAAUAAGCGCCUGUCUCUGCCAGCUGAUAUCCGGCUCCCGGACGGAUACCUGGAGAAGUUCAGCCUGAACAGCCCCCUGUUUGACAAACCCCUGAGUAGGCGGCUACGCAGAGUCUCUCUGUCAGAAAUUGGUUUUGGGAAGUUGGAGACGUACGUGAAACUGGAUAAACUAGGAGAGGGCACAUAUGCCACGGUCUAUAAGGGUCGCAGUAAGCUUACUGAUAACCUGGUGGCUCUAAAAGAGAUACGCUUGGAGCAUGAGGAGGGAGCGCCCUGCACCGCCAUCAGAGAGGUGUCCCUGCUGAAGGAUCUGAAACAUGCCAACAUUGUGACCCUGCAUGACAUCAUCCACACGCAGAAGUCUCUGACGCUCGUGUUUGAAUAUCUUGAUAAAGACCUGAAACAGUACUUGGACGACUGUGGGAACUGCAUCCACGUGCACAACGUUAAGUUAUUCCUGUUUCAGCUGUUGCGAGGGCUGAAUUACUGUCACAGACGCAAAGUUCUCCAUCGAGACCUCAAACCCCAGAACCUCCUCAUCAAUGAUCGUGGAGAGCUCAAACUGGCUGAUUUUGGUCUGGCUCGGGCAAAGUCGAUUCCCACCAAGACCUAUUCUAAUGAGGUCGUGACUCUCUGGUACCGCCCCCCAGACAUCCUACUGGGCAGCACAGACUACUCGACACAGAUUGACAUGUGGGGAGUUGGCUGUAUUUUUUAUGAGAUGGCUACGGGUAGACCACUGUUCCCAGGAUCCACGGUGGAAGAGGAGCUGCACUUUAUAUUUAAACUGCUAGGCACCCCCACGGAGGAAACCUGGCCUGGAAUAACUUCCAAUGAAGAAUUCAUCUCCUACAACUACCCCCGUUACCGUGCCGACUGUCUUCACAACCACACUCCACGGCUGGACAAUGAUGGCGUGGGCCUGCUAGCCAAGCUACUGCAGUUUGAGGGAAAGAAGCGGAUGUCUGCAGAAGAAGCAAUGAGGCAUUCGUACUUCCACUGCCUGGGAGAGAGAGUUCUCACACUGCCUGACACUACGUCCAUAUUUGCACUUCAAGACAUUCAGCUGGAGAAGGAGACGAGCGUAAGGACGAGCUCACUGUCUGACUCUGUCAACAGCAUGUCUCAGCGCCAGAACCUGCUCUUCUGACCUGUGCCGGAGAUGAUGCAGGCCGAAGACGAGUAAACGAGAAAGAAGAGCGCAAACGGACGUUUCUGCGUGCGAUUAUGAUGAAGGGAUCCAUGUUUGUCAUUUCUGUAACUGAGUCAUUACCGUUAUGUGGCAUUGUGUCUUUAGAAAGAGUGGGGGGUGGGGUAACUAGAUGUUUACAUGGGAAGCUGGAGGAUCAUUGCUUGUUUGUUUAUUUGCGUUUGUAUUUAUAUUGUUUGUGUCAAAUGAUUAUGCACUCUUUUGCCUGUUUGUGUAACAUUAACAAUAUCAGACUCUCUUCCCACUAAGCAGCGGCGGUUUUGACACUAGACGCAGCAGUCGUCUGUCCAGUCGCCUGCAGCCAUGGUUCUGUUGGUUCUGAGUGGGGUUUCUCAGCCCGAGCCAGCACAAGGCAGAGCAAAUAUAAUACACCAUUUCUGCAAUAGCUGUUCAGCUCUUUGGCCAGAACCUACCUUAAAAGACCAACUUACGAAGAAUCUAAUGGCUAAUAAUAAUAAUAAUAAGACGCAUAACAAUGUCCCUGAUUUCAAGCUUGACGUAGAAUGGGGCUAAAUACUGUUUUGUGCUUGUGCCGGUCUGUCUCAGACCAAACGUGUGAAGGUGUGAGAGCCUUCAUCUUAGUCUUCCUCCACGGCCUGACUCUCUCCCGUUGAAACGGUCUGUGCCCAGAGGUAAUAGCCCUGCACCUGCCAACUCAUGGUGUUCCACAGCACAGCUAGAAACACAACAGAGAACCCAGGAAAGGAUUUCACCAAAGAUGCUCCCUCCUUAACACCGACUAGAAUUAUGAGAAAAUGUUGGGGAACCCUUUGGAAUGACUCACAUUUCUGCAUGAAAGGAACCUAAAAUGUGACCUUAUCAUUUAACAGUGGCAUAGCUUUUAUUGAAAUGAUGAAUGAAUGGUGUAAACCAUCAGUGUAGUGGGCAGUGGUAGCUCAGUGGUUAAGGUAGUUGUCUUGUAAUCGGAAGGUUGUUGGCCAAGAUGCCACUAUUGGG